Molecule: messenger RNA, 1978 nt
Organism: Cercocebus atys (sooty mangabey)
Lineage: Eukaryota; Metazoa; Chordata; Mammalia; Primates; Cercopithecidae
Product: arginine/serine-rich protein 1-like
Exons: 3
Coding region: 1-858 (285 amino acids)
Source: RefSeq, a predicted model, not a curated record
AUGGGGGAGCCACCUUUAGCCCGGCCGCCCCUCGCUGAGGGAGCCGGACGGGCCACGCUCCUUUCUCGGAGCUUCGGCCUGUCCAGCUGUAAAGUGGGGGACCGGGGGAUUUCCAAGAAUCCUGGGAUGUCCUGGGGGAGGGCGCGGUCCCGUCUCCGUCUUGGCGGGUCUGGACGCGGUCGCCUUCUCCAGGCGCCGCAGGACCCAGGAGAGGAGAGGUCUGCAGGGGCUCAGCCCCGGUCUGCGGCUUCCCGGAGGGUGGCGGCAACGAGCCUGUGCUGUAGGCACCAACCCGUCAGACGGUCCCGGCUCCGAGGCCUCUCCAGCCUUGAAACCGCUCCUCUCCUGCCCCCAUUCCCCGCCCGACACUUACGUCCAGCCCCGUCGUGCAGUGGUUCCGGAGCCCGGUGUAGCGCCGCGCGCAGCCGCCUCACUCCACCGGUUUCAGCCAAGAAAACAAAACGUCCACGGCCUCCAGACACCCGGAUGCAGCAGUACCACCCCCGCGGCUCAGCCGCGCAUGCGGACACGGGGCGGAGGGCGGGACGCCGGGUCCGGAGGGAGCCACGCCCACCACGCCAACGCGUCUGCGCAGGCCCGGGCGCUCGCUGGCGGGGCUUUCCGCAGCUCUGGGAUCACAGCUGGACGUCGGAAGUGCUAACUUGGAGUACGCCCUUCGAGGAUAAAAUGGAGCUGCUAGAAAUAGCAAAAGCCAGCCCAGCUAAAUCUUUAGGAAUAGCCAACCCUGACUUGCCAGAUGGUCUCAGAACUGUUCUAUCGUUAAAGAAACAAACUGUGCAACAGCUGUACUAUAUGCCACAAAGUUCGAGCUCUCACACUUUGGAUGUGCUCCUCUAAUCCUUUCUGAAAGAGCUAAGCUGACCCCCACCACCGUUGGAGGAAACUCCUGGAGCAGUGCUGGGGUUUUCACUGCAAUCAGUUGCUCCAAGUUCGUCUUGUACAUGGCUCUUCGACCUUGGGCUUGUGGAUUAGGGGCCUGUGGAGGAGCUCUGUGACUGCUCUGAUAUCUAUGGAUAGUUCUGAGGCAUUGUAUUUAGUGAAAAAACUGGAAACCAUAUGCAUGUCCAUGAAUUAAAAAAAGGGGGAUAGGCCAGGCACCGUGGCUCACACCUGUAAUUCCAGCACUUUGGGAGGCUGAGGUGUGCGGAUAACCUGAGGUUGGGAGUUCGAGACCAGCCUGACCAACAUGGAGAAACCCCGUCUCUACUAAAAAUACAAAAUUAGCCUGAUGUGGUCACGCAUGUCUGUAAUCCCAGCUACUCAGGAGGCUGAGGCAGAAAAAUUGCUUGAACCCGGGAGGCAGAGGUUGCAGUGAGCCAAGAUCGUGCAGCCUGGGCAAUAAGAGCGAAACUCCAUCUCAGAAACAACCAACCAACCAAAAAAGCAGGGGUAGACUAAUUUCUAGUACUUCUAGACUAUGGAAUGUGAUACAGCUGAUAAACCAAAACACAUUAGAUCGGUAUGAUUUAUCCUAAAGGAUGUUGAUUAUAAGUUUCAACUUGUUUAGAAUGAGCCCAUAUUCAUCAAAAAUUCUGUAUGCACCAGAUGCAGUGGCUCACGCCUGUAAUCCCAGCAGUUUGGGAAGCCGAAGUGGGCAGAUCCCCUGAAGUCAAGAGGUUGAGACCAGCCUGGCCAACAUGGUGAAACCCCGUCUUGCGGAGGAAAAGUUAAAUAUUAAAUUUGAACUCAACUGGACUUGAACACAAGGAAUGGUUACAUGCCAGAAAUCUGUCCCUGGGCACUGGCUCAGGAACAGAUGGACUAUACUGAUUGUUCUUGAUACAUACAUCAUCUGCCUCGAGGCGAUAAACAAAACCUUGCAAAUAGGCUGACCCUUCCGUGUUCCUUGAGUCCAGUGACAAAAGGCCUUGUGCCUGGGCCUCAUGCCAAAGAGAAUACUAUAAAAAGGUCAGGACGGGUGUGGUGGCUCACGCCUGUAAUCCCAGCAUUUUGGGAG